AUGUCUACUAGAAAUUGGAAAAGGAUUUUAAAAUAUACUGGAGGUGUUUUUACCGUUAGUUUAGGUUUUACAUUAUUUUCUAACGAAUUUGAUUUUAAUUCUAUUGGAAUUGUUAGGUUAGGACGUGUUGCUUUCGCGGCUGGUAGAAUAGCAAAUCAUUAUAAAAAAACUCUUUAUUCAUCUACACUUGAUCCAGAUUCUCAAGAAUAUAAAAUUCUUAAAUCGAAAGCUCAUCAUGAAGCUGCUGAAAUUUUACUCGAUCUAUGUUGUGCGAAUAAAGGUGUCUAUAUAAAAGUCGGACAACAUCUUGCCACAUUAGAUUAUCUGGUACCACCUGAAUAUAUUAAAGUGAUGAAAGUACUUCAUUCGAAUGCUCCAAAAUCUUCAUUGAGUAGUGUGUAUAAAGUCCUUCGACAAGAUUUAAAAGCAGAGCCUUCAGAAAUUUUUGAAUAUUUCGAAGAAGUACCAUUGGGAACUGCUUCGCUUGCACAGGUACACAGAGCCAGGUUAAAAAAAGAUGGAUCGUUAGUCGCUGUUAAAGUACAACAUUCAUUAGUAAUGGAUAAUUCGAAAGCAGAUAUGAGAGCGAUGGAAGUAAUUGUUAAAAUAAUGUCAUCAUUAUUUGAAGAUUUUCGUUUUCAAUGGCUCAUUGAUGAAACAAAAUUAAAUUUACCAAAAGAACUUGAUUUUCUUAACGAAGCAAAAAAUGCUGAAAAAAUUCAAAAUAUACUUAAGGAUUUCAAGUGGCUUAAGAUACCGAAGGUUAACGAAGAAUAUUCGACGAGUCGAGUAUUAAUAAUGGAAUUUGCUGAAGGAGUUCAAGUCACGGAUUUAAACUACAUAAAUGAUAAAAAAGUCGAUAGGAUAACGUUGUCGACGAAAUUGGGAGAACUUUAUUCCCACAUGAUAUUCAAACAUGGUUUCGUACACAGCGAUCCACAUCCUGGAAAUAUAUUGAUCAGGAAGAAAGAAAAUGAUAAUUUGGAAAUUGUUCUUCUAGAUCACGGACUAUACGCCUCUUUAAGCGAAGAAUUCAGAUGGAAUUAUUCGAAAUUUUGGAUGAGUAUUUUAAAAAGAGACGUCGAAGGUAUGAAAGUAAACAGUGAAAAAUUAGGGAUAGGUACUUUGUAUCCCAUAUUAGUUUGUAUGGUCACGGGAAGAACCUGGAAUUCCGUUACUGGAGGAAUCGAUAAGAUUCGUUAUACCGAAGCCGAAAAAGAAGAAUUUGUUAGCACCGUACCUAAUUUAUUGACACAAAUCGGUGAAGUUUUACAAUCAGUUAACAGGGAAAUACUUUUAAUAUUGAAAACAAACGAUCUUUUACGUGGUAUCGAACAUUCAUUGAACGUACACAAAAGACAACCAUCUUUUCUAGUCAUGAGUAAAUGUUGUUUGGAAAAUAUAUACGAUGAAAAAAUGAGACAUUCCAAAAGUAUCAUUGAAAGAUUUUACAUACGUUUUUGGAAACAAUGGAUUAUUCUCAGAUUAAACGUUUAUUAUUUUUACACGAGUUUAAAAUCGAAAAUGGUAGCUUGA
This is a messenger RNA of Pediculus humanus corporis (human body louse), 1536 nucleotides long. RefSeq lists its product as uncharacterized. Gene Ontology annotation, molecular function: ATP binding; protein kinase activity. Lineage: Eukaryota; Metazoa; Arthropoda; Insecta; Psocodea; Pediculidae. Gene Ontology annotation, biological process: lipid homeostasis; protein phosphorylation; mitochondrion organization. The record is from RefSeq and is a predicted model, not a curated record. Gene Ontology annotation, cellular component: mitochondrial inner membrane. The coding region runs from base 1 to 1536 and encodes 511 amino acids. The transcript has 8 exons.